Aspergillus steynii IBT 23096 is the source of this 1306-nucleotide messenger RNA. Its product is annotated as cation diffusion facilitator family transporter. Gene Ontology annotation, molecular function: monoatomic cation transmembrane transporter activity. The record is from RefSeq and is a predicted model, not a curated record. Bases 77 to 1207 code for a protein of 376 amino acids. Gene Ontology annotation, biological process: monoatomic cation transport; transmembrane transport. The transcript has a single exon. Gene Ontology annotation, cellular component: membrane. Lineage: Eukaryota; Fungi; Ascomycota; Eurotiomycetes; Eurotiales; Aspergillaceae.
CUUCCCUCUCUUCUUGCCCUUAUCUCCUUUACUGCUUCAUUCACAGAGGGAGGGAAUUCAUUCCAUCUCAGUUGAAAUGUCUUCCGAUCUUGAGAACCCCCCGGCCGUGGCAUCCGCUGCCGAUCCCCUGAACCUCUCCAGCAAAUUCAAGCGCUCGUCAGAUAUUCCGGCUGCGGCCAACAGCUCACGAAAACGCAUUACGGCUUCCAUGAAAAGCAAAUCGAAAGUCGCCGACUUUUACACACAGCAAAACGAGCACAUCGAGCGACUCCUCAAGCCCGUACACGACCAUGUCCGAGAGUCCCGGGACAACGAAGCCUCCAAUCAACUGCAAUAUCAAAUCGCGGUGUAUGGUUCCUUCGUGUGCAACAUCUUUCUGUCUGGCCUACAGCUUUACGGCGCCAUUUCCUCCGGAUCGCUGUCGCUCUUCACCACCAUGGCGGACUCCAUCUUCGACCCCAUGUCUAAUAUCACUCUAAUCCUAUGCAACCGCGAGGCAAAGAAGGGAUAUACGCAUCGAUUUCCAGUAGGCAAGUCGCGAGUCGAGACGGCCGGCAAUAUCUUCUUCUCUUUCAUCAUGAUGGCUGUCUCCUUAAUCUUGAUUGCCUUUUCAUGUCAGCAGCUGGCGCAGGGCGGAGAGGCGGAUUUUCACCUGCCAUCGGUGAUUGCCGUGACCGUCGCUUUUGCAGUCAAAUUGGGCCUAUUUCUCUACUGCUGGGCCUUGCGGAAUACCUAUUCCCAGGUUCGCAUUCUUUGGGAGGAUCACCGCAACGACCUCUUCAUCAAUGGGUUCGGUAUUCUGACCUCGGUCGGUGGUUCCAAACUCAAAUGGUGGAUUGAUCCCAUGGGCGCCGUUAUUCUCUCAUGCUUGAUUCUGGGCCUCUGGCUGCAUACCUCGAUCGGCGAGUUUAAGCUGCUGAUCGGAGUGUCUGCAGACGCUGGCAUGCUGAACCAAAUCACGUACAUCGCCAUGACCCAUAGCGACUCGGUUGAGGCGGUUGAUACCGUACGCGCAUAUCAUUCGGGGCCGCAGUUGAUUGUAGAGGUUGAUAUUGUCAUGAAUGCCAAUCUGCCACUGCAUGUCUGCCAUGACGUGGCGGAGGAUCUGCAGGAGAAGCUGGAGAGUCUCCCAAAUGUUGAGCGGGCGUUCGUGCACAUUGAUUAUGAGGUGACGCAUCGACCAGAACAUAUGAAAAAGUUUAUUUAGUGUAGAGAAGAUAUUACUAGACCAGGGAACAUAUAGAUUCAUGAAGCAUUAUCAAAGAUUAUUGGAGCCAUAGUCCAAGGGACUUAAACCCAAUCUCGC